AUGCCUUCAUCUCCAAGAAAAGCAGCAGCAGGUGUCGCAACAUCAACACCAAUAGCAAACAACAACAAGAACAGCAAUAACAUCCGAAGCCCCAUUUGGCAAUCACCAUUCGACGUGAAACCAGCAAUGACAUCAGCAUCAACAUCAACAUCAACAUCAACAACUACAUCACUAAGUGCCAAGGCGUGUGGUCCAAAAGGCUUUGAACUCUGGAAUUUAUUCUACGAUGAUGUCGACAUGGCCUUUAAUGCUUGGGAAUGGACGGCCAAUAUUGGUGCUCCCGCCGCCUUGGUGGCCGGGGCCGUCUUGGUGACGCUGAGUGAGACUCGAGAAGCCAGUGCUCCUCGAUCCAAAGACCUUUGGUGGGUCCGCAAGGCCAAAAUGACCAUGCGAUGUUUACUAUUGUCAAGUUUUGCUUUGGAAGUCAUUUCCAUUUUCGUAUCCACCAUGACGGGAUCCGUCUUGUUGGGGCAUGGGCCGGCCAAGAAGGCAGUGGGGUAUACAUCGGCAUUGCAGCUACUGCAUCAUCAUCACGAAUUCGAAUACUUGACCACACAAAUCUGUUUCUUGCAAGGAUUGCUCAAUUGGUUGGCCUCCGUAGCCAUUGAAUUGGUCUUGCCCAAGGACAGUGAAACCAAAUCGGCACGUCGGGUGAAUAAGUGCCUCUCCAGCUGGCUCAUGACGCUGAUUGUUUGGAUUUUGGCCUUUUACAAUCACCACCUUUCCUUUUAUUCCGAUUAUGCUCAAAUGCUCAAGCGUCUAUGUUGUCUAUUUGUCCAAGGCUACUUUGUCGAGUGGAGACCAUUGAAAUUAUUCUAUAUUCCUUCCAUGAUUGGUUCCGCUCUUCUGACAUGGAAGGCCUUUCGAAGUAGUCCCGAAGAAGACGAAGAAGAUGAAGUCUUACAAAAGUUAUAA
Molecule: messenger RNA, 915 nt
Organism: Cylindrotheca closterium
Lineage: Eukaryota; Bacillariophyta; Bacillariophyceae; Bacillariales; Bacillariaceae
Source: the annotation of a GenBank genome assembly